This is a messenger RNA of Ixodes scapularis (black-legged tick), 1404 nucleotides long. RefSeq lists its product as uncharacterized. The transcript has 6 exons. The record is from RefSeq and is a predicted model, not a curated record. Lineage: Eukaryota; Metazoa; Arthropoda; Arachnida; Ixodida; Ixodidae. The coding region runs from base 1 to 1404 and encodes 467 amino acids.
AUGAACAUCACCGGAAGGGUGGCAGCUUCUCUGGUCAUGGAGGAACCGCUGCAGUUGAACCCUUUCGACGCUGCCUCCCCCUCCUGCAGCAUUGAGGUGCCACACGACUGUGUGUCUCCUGCUCACAGCAGCGUGGCAGAGUCUGAUGCAACAUACUCUCCUUCCCGCUCUGCCGAAGGUUUCGAGAGUGACGGACAAACUGCGUCAAGUCCACCAGCACCAGAAAAAGAACGCCAGUUCCUGGUCUUUGAGAGCUGCCUGCGAGAACUCUUCAGGACAUGCCAGGAGUGCUCAAGACCCUGCCAAAAUGACAUCACAAGCCAGGGUACGCUCAUCACAGUGGUCAGCAUCUGCCCUCUCGAGCACGUGCGGAAGUGGAGCAGCCAACCCAUCAUCAAUGGAAGAGGCGCAGGAAACAUUCUGUUGACAAGCCAUCUGCUCUUCUCUGGAGCCCAAGUGACGAACACACUUCGGAUGCUCCGCCACAUGAACGUCGAGGUGAUGAGCGAUCAGAUGUACAACACCUACCAGAACGCCCUCCUGUUCCCUGCAGUGGACAAGAUAUGGCUACAAGAACAAGAUGAGCUGAUCAGUCAGCUGGACAGUCAAGAAGUUGACAUUACUGCCGAUGGACGGUUCGAUUCUCCUGGGUUUUCUGCAAAGUACCUCACAUACUCGGCUCACGUCCAACAGAUCAACAAGAUUCUCCACUCUGUGCAGGUCCAGCUAGGAGAGUCAGAGCGAGCAAUGGCCAGUGUCAACAUGGAAAAGGAAGGCCUCAUCAAGCAGCUGGAAUUUUUGAAGGAGAAAUGUAUCCACAUCCGAUCCUUGGGGACUGAUCGCCACCCUGCCAUACGGAAGCACAUGGAGACCCAGGAGCCCGGAAUUGCCCACUACUUCGACAUUUGGCACAUCUCCAAAAGUGUGAAGAAAAAGAUGGCGGCAGCAAGCAAACGAGCCGGCUGCCAAGAACUUCAAAUGUGGGUGCAGGCGACCACCAACCACCUCUACUAUUCGGCCAAGGCUGGGGCGGGCGACAGGAAACUGACCGUUGACGUGUGGCUCAGUCUCCAGAACCAUGCCAUCAACGAACACACGGGCCAUGGCGGGAGCUAUCCCAGGUGUCUGCACAACGAGAUACAAGACAGCACAAGAAAGUGGAUGGAUCCUAGUAGGUUUUUGUUCUCCCAACUGAGGGUGCUCAUUCUAAACCAUGUCCUAUCUGCAGACUCCCAGGCCUAUGACCACCUAAAAAAAAUCACUGGGGACAAGCGGCUCCUGAAGGACGUCGGCCAGAUGUCUCCCCAUGGCCAGACGUACGCCCUUGAGGCGUUCCACAGCGUCCUCAUAAAUUUCGCCCCAAAGUCCCAGGCAUUUUCUCCGGCUGGCAUGCUUGCAAGGUAA